CAUUUACUUGUUUUAAAAGUGCCUUUAGCGCUAGCUCACUAGCUCCUGUCGGCGUGUCUCUGUUAUCUUGUUUUUUUUUUUCUUAACUGUAAACGUGCCCGUGAUUUAAAAAAAAAAAAAAAAAAAAAAAAAAAAUCUUUACUGAAUAAUAACGGGGCAAGACCCGGCACGGGGUUUCCUGUGCUCCACAUGACAAUGUAUACAUAACCGCAAACAUCCGCGAGCUUGGCCCCGUGUUUGAAAGUAAAAUAAUGAGAGUCAGCGAGCACGAUACUGACACGCAGAUAUCCACUGAAAAUUGCGUGUGGUCAGUUGGCUCAAAGUCGCUGACCCGUCCUUCCCAAGUGCUGCUCACAACGUUUUACAGAAAUAUGCCCCCCCUCCACACUCCGCAGUGUCUAAGGAUUGGUUGUGCUGUGGGAGCUGUUACCUGCCAUGGUUAAAGUUUACCUGUCACUGGAGAUAAAGGGCUGUUCACGUUUACGUGUGAUAAACCAUCGGACGUGGGAUUGCACCUGCUACAUUCAUAGGACACAAGGCUAAGCAAUUGAUUUUACAGUCAUGAAAAUCGUGUGCCAUCCCUACAGUGACUUGGGGAUUCAGCGCUAAGGAAAAAAGAAACUGGGAUGGCCCAACAACUUACUACCAUACUUGAUAUUAUUUACUUUUCACCUUUCAUUUAAUGUAUUGCGUUCAUUUAGAGCAGUGGUUCCCAAACUUUUUUUGCUAGGCCCCCCUUUGUUUUACAGGAAAAGUGUUCGUGUAGACGAGGAAUACAGAGUUCCUCACGCCAUGUCAAAGCAUGUACAUUCUGCCUCAGCCACAAACGCAAGCAGUCUACUGAACCACUGAGAAGUCAUCCUUCAAGGACAUACACGCUUCAUGAGUGGACGAUCUCCAUUUUGUCAGAGGUAUUGGAAGAUCCCUCAACUUAAAUUCAGCUGAUCGGUUGAACGAGAUGGAGGCAAAGCUUCGUGUAAUUAUUGAUGACCAAAUCGAGAAGUUGGUUCUUCCAUCAGGGAUCCCACCAACAGUGGAGGAGCUCCAGAGUGUUGUGAAGGAUACCUUUGAGAUUUCAAACAACUUCAGUCUUCAGUAUUUUGACCCAGAAUUUCAGGACUACUUUACUCUUCACAGAACUGACCAGAUAAAAGACAAAGACACUGUGAAGGUUGUUGGCAUCACCCCGGUCAUCCUAAGCUUGACUCCGGUUGAUGACAGUUUUGGCAGCCCCUCUGGCCAACUGUCUGACUAUGACUCCUCAUAUGCUGAGUCAGUUGUAUCCAGUGCAGACUCUGCUGCAACCACUUCUUCUCAGGACACCAUUAUUCUCAAAAGGCAGAAGACCACAGAACGUUGUGAGCCCUGGCCGAAGCAGUUUCCCAUUCCACAGUUUGCAUACGAAACUGAGAUGUACCUGGAAAGAGCCACUGAGGAGUAUAAAAAGAAUGGAAAUCUUCUGCCCACCUCCAAAGUAAAGACUGACAUUCUUGAGAAGUUGGCUGAAACUAUAUUUACAUUUACAGCCUAUCCUUCAAGUGCACAGGUUAGUUAUGUUGCUGAGGCACUUGUGACAAAAUACCCUUGUCUCAAGGAACCUGGCUCUUUCUCAGGUUAUUAUGGUUGGCAACAAAGCAUCAAAUACAAGAUGGCCAAUUAUCGUACAAAACUUAGAGGGUUUGGUGUUCCUGAGUUGACAUGCAAUGCCAUGAAACACAAGAGUCCAGGUGACCAGAAGUCUGCAAAUAAAGUGAAAAAGCCUCGGAAAGCAGAGGUAAAUUACCUUCCGCCAUAUCCAGCAGGUGAAGAUGAGGACAGUCAAGAAGAAGAGCGAAUUCAGUUGCUUACUGAAGUCAAGAAAAGAGACAACAACAAAGUGAUAAAAGAAAAAAUGGCUAAAACAUUUGCACAUAGACGACAUGAAAUUGUCAACCUGUCCCCCAGCAUUGAGGACAUCAAAGCCAGAUGGCCAGCUUUGUUUGAGGCAUCUCAUCUGCAGGAUGAGUUCUACAGGAUCACCCUGGUACACCUUGAACCCAAAUUCAUGUCCAUGCUGGAUGAGUACACUCCCAAACUGUUGGCCCUUUUCCAUUCCAAGGGGGGAGCCAUGGGAUUGAAGUUGCAGGCUAUCAUAGCCAAGUCACCAAGCAAUCCUAGCAAUAACAUAACCAGAAAUCUGGUUAUUCAGUGCUUGAUGGUGUACCUUGGGGAGUCCAUUGAUCAACUGAUCAAAGAGUACAGUGAUGCUGAUGAGGAUGGUGUGUCACAAGAUCUUUCUGAACAGAGUAUGAAAAUCUACAAAAUCAAGGCUGUUGGAUCUGAGGAGGGUGACAUUGGCAUUGUGCUGGAGGGUGUGAGAGUUAUGCCUGCUCUGGGUAAUUUUCCAAGAGCAUACGCAAUGCUGGUUGGAUUGACAUAUGCAGUCGACCUUGCCUAUCCCAAAGAGCUAAAAUACACCUUGGAAGUAUUCCAGAAACUUUUCCUUGAACUGGAUUGUGCUAGGCUCUCACCAAAAGUGAACAGCCUCAAGAAUAAGUUAUUGGCUUAAACAAGGACUCUGAAAGUAAGCUCACCGUAAACUUUUGGUUUGUCUUUGUUAGAUGCAGCUAUCUUUUCAGACCUGCAAUGUGUCAGGCUGUAUUUGUGCUCUUUAUUUUAAUGUUUGUUUUUUUAUUACCUACAAGUUUCUUAGGAAUGUUCUGUUUGAAAGGCAACAAAUUGGAGGAAUCACUAGUGAAGCUUUUCUUUAUUUAUUCUUUAUUUAGUGUAUGUUACUAUAAAACAUUAGUUUAAAACAACUUUAAAAUUUAACAGAAUUGCAGUCCUGUAACUGUAGAAAUGCUACUUCCUCUUACAUGUGUCUUAGAUUUUCUCAGGUUAAACAUCCAAAUUGGGAUAAAAGGUUGAUUUACAUUAUUGAUAUACCAUGUACAUGAGUGAUAAACCUUUGUUCUACAGUUAUAUUGAGUGAUUCAAUUUUUUUUAAAGUUUUUGUUAGUCAAUCAUAAAUAAGUAACAGAUAAAGGAAACAGAGUAAAGAAUAUUCAUAUUUCAGGUUCAUGUUGACAUUACAGUCUAAUCUAACGAUUCAUUUCUUUUUUACAAAACUGGUUAACAUUCAUGUAGUUUCUUUAUGUUGCUGUUGCUCUGUACACAGAGCUGUGUGAUAAACUGUUUAUCACACUAAAACAAAUUUACAGCAGGGGAAUGUAUUUAGGAGAUCAGGAGAUUGUUGAUAAGAAUUCAGUGUAUAGAAGCAGAAAAAUGUUAUAUUAUAAAUU
Pelmatolapia mariae (spotted tilapia) is the source of this 3281-nucleotide messenger RNA. RefSeq names its product fragile histidine triad diadenosine triphosphatase (gene fhit). Gene Ontology annotation, molecular function: bis(5'-adenosyl)-triphosphatase activity; ubiquitin protein ligase binding. Gene Ontology annotation, biological process: purine nucleotide metabolic process; intrinsic apoptotic signaling pathway by p53 class mediator; negative regulation of proteasomal ubiquitin-dependent protein catabolic process. The record is from RefSeq and is a predicted model, not a curated record. Lineage: Eukaryota; Metazoa; Chordata; Actinopteri; Cichliformes; Cichlidae. Bases 959 to 2548 code for a protein of 529 amino acids. Gene Ontology annotation, cellular component: cytoplasm; plasma membrane; nucleus. The transcript is spliced from 8 exons.